Messenger RNA from Didymodactylos carnosus, 1509 nucleotides. NCBI's taxonomy places the organism in Eukaryota, Metazoa, Rotifera, Eurotatoria, Philodinida, Philodinidae. The record is from the annotation of a GenBank genome assembly.
AUGGCUCUCAGCAGGCGACUGCAAAUAGCUUCUGUUUUAAAAGUAAGUAAUCGUUAUUUGGCAACGACUACACCUUCAUCAAAUCCUCCACCACAAUCUCCUCCAUCUUCAAAACCAACAACUCCUCCUCCACAAGCAACAUCUCCGCCUUCACAAGCAGCAACACCAGCAGCUAAACCAAAAAAGACAAAAUUUGGCCCAUUAAAAGAUGAAGAUAGAAUAUUUACAAAUCUAUAUGGACGUCGUGAUUGGCAUCUAAAAGGUGCAAUAGCACUAGGAGAUUGGUAUAAAACGAAAGAAAUUGUACUAAAAGGAUCGAAUUGGAUUAUAGAUGAAAUGAAAAAAAGUGGUUUAAGGGGUCGAGGAGGAGCUGGAUUUCCAUCUGGAUUAAAAUGGAGUUUCAUGAAUAAACCAUCCGAUGGUAGACCAAAAUACUUGGUUAUUAAUGCUGAUGAAGGUGAACCUGGCACAUGUAAAGAUCGCGAAAUAAUGAGACAUGAUCCACACAAACUCCUCGAAGGAUGUUUAAUUGCCGGCAAAGCAAUGGGUGCACGUGCAGCCUAUAUUUAUAUACGUGGGGAAUUCUAUAACGAAGGUUCAAAUGUGCAAGUUGCUAUCCAAGAGGCAUAUAAAGCUGGUCUAAUUGGAAAAAAUGCAUGUGGCACUGGCUACGAUUUUGACAUCUAUAUGCAUCGUGGUGCUGGCGCAUAUAUUUGUGGAGAAGAAACAGCGUUAAUUGAAUCGUUAGAGGGAAAACAGGGAAAACCGCGAUUAAAACCACCAUUUCCAGCUGAUAUUGGAUUAUUUGGAUGUCCUACAACGGUGACAAAUGUUGAAACAGUGGCUGUUGCACCUACUAUAUGUCGUCGAGGUGGCGAAUGGUUCGCGUCAUUUGGGAGAGAAAGAAAUCACGGAACAAAACUAUUUUGUAUCAGUGGACAUGUAAAUAAACCUGUUACGGUCGAGGAAGAAAUGUCAAUUCCUUUACGAGAAUUGAUUGAACGACAUGCUGGCGGAGUGGUUGGAGGAUGGGACAAUCUUUUAGCAAUUAUACCUGGUGGAUCAUCUGUUCCAUUGUUACCAAAACAUAUCUGUGAUGAUGUAAUGAUGGAUUUUGAUGCUUUGGUGGCCGUUCAGUCCGGUUUAGGUACAGCAGCCGUCAUCGUUAUGAAUAAAUCAACGGAUGUCAUCAAAGCUAUUGCGCGUUUAUCAUUAUUUUACAAACAUGAAUCAUGUGGACAGUGUACACCAUGUAGAGAAGGAACAGGAUGGUUGGCGAAAAUGAUGUACCGUUUUGUUGACGGUAAUGCUCGUCCAGAAGAAAUCGAUAUGAUCUGGGAAUUAUCAAAACAAAUUGAAGGACAUACAAUUUGUGCGUUGGGUGAUGCAGCUGCUUGGCCAGUACAGGGACUUAUUCGUCAUUUUCGUCCAGAAAUGGAACGACGAAUGAAAGAAUAUCAGGAGAACACUCCAUCGAAAAAGGCUGUUUCCCGUCAACCGGCACAUUAA